Molecule: messenger RNA, 10607 nt
Organism: Pocillopora meandrina
Lineage: Eukaryota; Metazoa; Cnidaria; Anthozoa; Scleractinia; Pocilloporidae
Source: the annotation of a GenBank genome assembly
AUGGAAGCCAUCAGACGAAAAUUGGAUGAGGCAGAUGACAUCGCCAAGGUUAUCGAUUUAAUGCAGAAUUUGAGCAUUCCAACUAAAGGAUGCAAAAACAUCGAAGACAUGAAGGAAAGGAUUCUCGCUCAUCUAAGCUCUCGAAAAGAUAACCGCUUGGCCUGCAAUGAGGUAGGACUGCCGGGGAAAUGUUUCAAUCUCAGUAAAUGAACGUGGAUUUACUGCUUUAUGGGGUUCUUCGUGAUAAUUUAGACGUCAUUUUCUAGCUAAAGCGUCGUUGUAAGCUCAUUGCAAUCGAUGGAAAAUGUCUGGUAAGCUAGCAGUCAUAUUUAUUGUCUUUCUACUUUACAUUUGCUCCUUAUCUUACUAUUGCAUUAGGUUCUUUUGCACAGCCUGGCUGGUUGCAUGUAAUGGACUGGGGAAACAUUGUUUCUUUAACAAACUUUUACUUGGCAGCAAGUAUCCCUCGACUCGAAAGCGAGUCGAUGAAUGUUCACAUUAAACUUAUUAUCAUCAUACCGCUGUAGCUCAUAAACGUGGCAUCGUAAAACGAAUGGCUCAGAAUCUACAGGGCGACUGCCAAGGAAAUAAUUCAAUAUCAGUAAAUUAAAGUGGAUUUACUGCUUUUAGGGGUUCUUCGUAAUGAUUUAGACAUUUCCGGCAUCAUUUUAUUUAUCAUCGCAGUCGAUGGAAAAUGUCUGGGUAAGCUAGCAGUUAUAUCUAUUGUCUUUCCACUUUACAUUUGUUCCUUAUCUUACCAUUGCAUUAGGUUCUUUUGCACAGCCUGGCUGGUUGCAUGUAAUGUACUGGAGAAACAUUGCUGUUUCAACAAACUUAUUUGGCAGCAAGUAUUUUUUAAUACUAUUCCUUUCCUCUGCGCAUUUCGAAAGCGAGUCGAUGAAUGUUUGCACUAAACUUAUUAUCAUCACGUCGCUGUAGCUCAUAAACGUGGCAUCUUAAGACGAAUGGCUCUGAAUCGCUCUCAUAUAUCAUGUAUAGUUACUUUCUAAAACGUCUUGCAGUAACAGAUGUUUACUUUUCUUACGCGAUUAAAAUUACUGCAAAGAUUUCAAAGAAACAUAGAAACGCAACUCGAUCCUUAAAUUCAGUUCUAUAAUUUCAUGUCUGUUCGGUUACCGAUAAGUGCAUCAAUCGACCCAACAUUAUGAAAAUUCACCGUUAGGCUCAGCUCUAUAUUUUGUUCCGAUCAGUGAAUUCACAACAGCAGGUAGACAGUCUGGCCUAGAGCAGAAAAUACAGUAAUUUCCUCGGUCGUUUCAACUUCAAAGUUCAUUUGUAAUUCAUCUGACUCACGGUGUCUGCCAUUUUUUUCAUGCAAGAUUAGUUGAAAAUUAAGCUAUAUAUAUCCAGAAAAAGAAAAAUGGGCGGCUUUGAUGAAAUGUAAUGACAUUCGGCGGAACUUAGCUGUAGGUGGCAGCGACUGAAAAUAGAAAUAAGCUAAAAUAAUUUCCUCCUGGUACGAACAAACUCUUUUGUUGCGGUGAAUGUAAGGUCUGACAAUAGUAAUUUAUGCAUUAAUUUUAGCUCUCGAACUGUCAAUCUUAUUCAAAACAGGCGAUUUCUUGUAAAUGAAUAUCCAAGUAUCUCGUUCUAAAUUAUACGUGCAUAGUUAGUGUAUGUGGUGAACUGUACUCAGUAUUUAUGCGAAGGUCGGCGCUGCUGCAUUUGGUCGGGAAAAAGGUUCCUGUUUUCCCUGGGGCGUUUUUGGGUUUUUCGUAACAGGCGGGUGCUCGUUUGCCUUCUCCAAGUGCUGUAAACUAUGCUUGCUUGGAUCGCCCUUGUUAUACACAUCUACUUACUUGAGCUUGUAUUUGUGCACUGACACGGACGACAGUAUACACUCAGUUCGACAUACACACCAAUAUAUUUGCCGUUUUUCAGUUUUGAAUUGGAAUCAAAGUGCUCUGUGAGCAAACUCGUGAAUGGACAGAUGACUUACUUGAUUUUUUGGAUUAAGUUUAAUGUUAUCUGGUUUAGGGAAUUUUGUAGUUGAUUGUCAUAUUUAUAGUACGAGCAGUAGUUCAGUGUUCGCUAUUGUAGCAAAGAAACAAAAUAACGUUGGGAUAAGAAGGCAUUACAAUUGAAAUGAUCAUGCUAUUGCAUUUGACAAGGGUGGAUAAUGUCAUGUGUUUUAAAACUAUAUCAUUUUUGUUUCUAGUUCAAAAGAAAAGGUUGGAAGUAAAUGUGGGUGAAAAGUAAAAUUUACUGUCUAUUAUUGUAAAUAUUGGAAAAUCAAGACAAUACUGUCUUAAUGAAAACAUUAUUGAUGCCCUCUUAAGCAAAUGUGAUAAACGGGAACGAGUUUUGAGUGAUAUAACCAAGCUCAGACUGCCACCGUCAUUUUGGAUUUCCGCCUGGGUAGAUUUUGGUCAAGUGCUAGCAACGUAUAAUCAAGAACAAGAUAGAAUUUUAUUUCAGGCCAAUUUAUCAAUUUUGUGGUGUAUAACUUUCGUAUUUUAGUUUGUAAUAUUUAUUUUGAAUCUUCAAAUUGUCUUGAAACUUAAAAGAAGAUUAUUCUUUAUAAAUUCAUUGAAAAUCGGUAGCCAAAAUUAUUUGUUUAGGUGUUAUUUGAUUUUCGUGUUAACCUGUAAUUUCGUCAGUCGCCGGCACCUUUUGUUGCUUCACACAGAAAAAACACACGAUACGAAAUGUAAUGAUCGAUUUUGUCCCAAUCUCACGCCAUAACAGAAAAAGUUUUUGAACACCUGUAAACUCCGAGCGCUUCGGAGUAAGUGAUUUUUUUAAUGAAUCUUCGGAUUGUUUUCAAGUCUACAUGUACCCAUUUGCUUAUUUAACCCAUUUAAUAUUAAUUUACGCAUGUUUCAGGCCUUUAAGGUGAUUUCAGAGGCACAAUCAAUGGAUAAGGAAAAGUCAUUAGCCCUUCUUGAUUAUUACGCUAAGGUGGAGAGGGAAAUACAGGGCCUUGACGCUACAGUCCUUGAUUUGUUGAAAACAAGCGAAGGCGACGUCUUUUCUAAGAUUAAGACAAGAAUAAAAAGAAUGCAAGACAGAGAUUAUGUUCUUCUCGUCGCAGGUGAAUAUCUUGAAUAUAAUACCUUACCCAAACCACUGAGGUGCUUUGAUAAGUCAUGAUCAUGCUAAGCACAAAGAAAGCCGGUCUAACAGUGACAGAGAGGAGUAUCAAAAAUCUACUUGGCUAGGAAGUUUCCCAAUUAAUUCAUGAAUAACCGUCAACUGGGGUCUAUCGAAUUCUUAAGCCGGAGAGCUUAAUUCAUGUAGCGACUUGUGGGGCUUCGACCUUUAAAACAGGAAAUGUUAUAUCGAAUAACUCGAACUCGAGAAUAUGGGCGGAAGACUUUAUGGCCGUUGUAUUUUACUUAUGGUGAAAUUUCAAACUAAUAUUGGUUGUUUAAGAAGGAAUUUGAGAUUGACGAUUUAAGCAAUGAUCAUUUGGCAUUUUAUUUACGCUUAGGCGAGACCAGUGCAGGCAAAAGCAGCAUGUUGAACCUAAUUCUUGGUGAGGAGCUUUUGCCAUUUUCUGUUUUGAGUACAACAUCGACAAUUUGUGAAUUGAAAUAUGGAAGAGAGAAAAGGAUAAAGAUACACUAUAAAGAAGAAGGAAAGGCUCCGCAGAUAAAGCAUCUUAACGAAUCCUCGCCCUACAUAGAUCAAAUAUCAGAAUUUGUUCAUGUCAAGUCUGCAAGUUUAAGAGAAAAGGCAUCGAGCUACAAAAAAGUGGAACUGUUUUGGCCUCACAGAUUAUUACAGGUUAGACACUCCGACGAUCAUGCUUCAAACCGUACUUUUAUAAAUAUGAUGUAAGGUAGCAACUAAAUUUUAGGAUCUUUUUAGGGGAUUAAACGUCGAAUUGUAAGAAUAACCUGGAUAAAAUAAACUUACUUACCCUGUUUCCACACUAGGACGGUGUCGUGAUCGUUGACAGCCCUGGCGUCGGGGAGUCUGACAUUAUGGACGACAUUGUUGUGAGCUACUUACCAAAUGCCUUUGCUUUCAUCUAUGUCAUCAACAGCAGCAAUGCCGGCGGAGUUCAAAGAGAUCGGGUAAGUAAGAAUUGAUACUUUCUGAAAUGACUACUAGCAAAACCCUUUCAACUCCUCACCAGUGCUUGAUCUACUUCUUAAACCCUAACUUUUUUUGGAUAGCUCAAAGAGUCCAAAAAGCUAUCUCAUUUAAGCGCUAUGUUUUAAUUGAAUCUUUUUAUAUAGCUUGUUUCUUCAUUUGUUAGCUUGUUAGACUUCUGCACAAAACGAGGGAACUCACGACUGAACAGCAAAUGGAAUUCUCACCAAACUGCACUUUGUUCGUUUGCAACAAGUGGGACACCAUACCAACCUCAGAGGGAGAUGUGGUCAUAGCGCACAUAAUCAACAAGUUGAGUCAGUGUUUGCCAGAUCUAGACACAAAUACUCAUAUUAUUCGCCUUUCAACCACUAAAGCUCUUGCGGCCCAGAAGUUAGGAGUCAUGAAUUCAGAAUUUGCCUCACUUACAGACAAGAUUGGCUGUUUGGUUUCGAAAAGCAUCGAAACAAGACUUGAACAACAUUGGAGGUAGUGUAGAUCAUUUGUAAAUGUAUGUUAAUCAUAAAGCUAUAAUUUAUUAGGCAAAAAGCACCUCGUUCAGCAGUGGCCUUUCAUCAAGAUUUCUCUCUUUCCAACAAAAAUCGCUGCUAUAGACGAAAGAAAUCGUACAAAUCUACACUUUUUUUCCUGAUUACUUAAACCCUCCUCCCAACCGGCCAGCUGUGUAGCAUGCGGUAAUUCAAGAAAGAAGUUUAAGGUAAAAGAAACCAUAUCCGAGGUGCAGUAAUUGAGGGAUAGAUAGAGACCUUCCCCUCUGAAUUUCCAUAAAACAGAGUGAAAAUGAUAGAAUCUUGCAAUAUUCCUUUGAUGACGUCAUAUCAUCUCAGAAAAGUAUACGAGGAAUAGAUGCAUGGACAGCUACCUGAAAAAAAUCCAGGAGCCUUUCCAAAUUUUCCUCGGAGAAAUCGGGAAAAGAUGUGUACCCGUGGUACAGAAUUAACGAACUGGUAACUGUAUUUGAUUCUUCCUUAAUUUGUACAGCUGGUUAGAUCGUUUGUUGUCUCGAAUAAUCUGGCUGAUGAGUACAUUAAUAAGUCAUAUCUCCACUGACCAUGUGGCUGCAAGAGAUAGAUUAAAUGCUGUGAUAGAGAGGCUGGGGAAACUUCAAGCGGAACAAGAAUCAUCGAAGAAGGAAAUGAGGCAAUGUCUUAAAAGGAGAAUUCGUCAGGCCAUGAGCACCUUAAUCGACCACCUAAAGACUCCCCAAGUGGUAGAGAUGUUUUGUAAAUGGAACUCUGACGAACUUCCAGCUGUCGAGAAUUCAUGGGAAGUUACUGAGGCUGUCCUCGUUAAGCUUCUUCAAGGAAGAUUACAGAUGUUGAUUGAAGAAUGGGAGGAAGAACAGCAAAGGUUUACGGAGGCACGGAAAUCAGUCAUCAAAGAGUUCCUUGAAAAAUACAAUUAUCUGGAGGGAGAGCUUCGCAACGUGGAAGUCAAUAUCAUACAAAAAGAAGUAUAUGUUGAAGAAAAAACGGCAAGCGAAAGUGUAGAGGAUCAAGUUUUCACAAGCUUUGACAAUUUUUCCCUUCCAUUUGAAGAUAAACUUUUUCUUGGAAUAAUGAUUCCUUUCAUGCUUCCAGCUGCUCUUGUUGGAGUUGCGUUGUCUGUUCCAGUAACACUGCUUUGCCUUCCAAUUUUGGGAGCUGAAUCUAUUGCUGACAACAUCAAAGAAGCAAAAAAGAAGAGUGCAUACAAUAAAGAUCGCGCUGAAUACGUACGAAUCAUGUCACAAAAGUUUCUGGCGAAAGCUGCAACCUUCGAGGCGCUAAAGCCAUUGGUCAAAGUGCAAUUGGAGCUAGCUGGAAACACCCUAACUGACCUGCAAGCGAGAAUCCCCAUGCUUGUUGAAGCCGAUGUAAAACUUUGUCAGCAACUUCUAAAGGAGGCACAAAGCAAGAAGGAUACUGAAACUCGCUACAAGCCCUGUAGAGACAAAUGCAAGCGUUUGCGCGGUGAGCUCGCGCUGUUUGGUUCUCUAGAAAUUCGGAGCAUGCGGCUCGCUUGGGAUGACCUCUCUUGGCAUGUCAGCGAGGAUGUCUAUUUGAAGCGACCAAUGGAACCUGGGCUCUACCAAGGGUGCAUUUCUAAGGGAAGGUACUCAUCAAGUGGUCAAGUAACCUUUAAAGUGUACAGGGAACUGCUAACCAGCAGCAAUAUUACUGAGUGUUUGGCAGACGAAGCAAACCUGAGGUACGACUAAACUAAUAUAAACCAAACAAUUUUCUAUCAAACGCUCCACCAACAAAAUAAACUUGUUUGUUUUGGGAUGCAGAACACGCGUUAUGUUAAUAACAUUUUGGUAUUCUUCCCAAAAUACCAAAGUCACUUCAGUAGGUGUGUUGACCUAUUAUUCUUGAAACAUGACAUUCGUAUUGGCAUUCCUCGUUAAAUGUUCACUUCUGCUCGAUUCGUUCUGUCUGUCAUUAACUUUACCGGUUCAGUGCUCUACUAACCGAGCUAACAAGCCAACUGAGAGCUUUUUAUUGAGAUGAUUUGUAAUAAACUGCCACCACAGAGGUCAUGGGUUCAAAUCCCGUACAGGCCUGCUUAAGUAGUGUUUAUUACUGCGAAGAUCGCUUCCGUAGUUAUCUCAUAAACCGCGAUUCACUUAUAUGAUUUUCAUAUAUUCACAAUUUUUCUGAAAAUGUUGAUCCACUUUCACAAGUAAUUUUGUUGUCACUCUUACCAGGUCCAGAGUUGAAAUUUGUUCACAUAUUUCUUGUUUUCGUUGUUCACUCCACAGGAGGCUUUGUCAUCCUCGCAUAGUCACGUUUUACGGUGCUGUUUUCAGAAAGGUUCCAAGAGGUUUAGAAACAGCUUUUGUAACUGAGUGUCCAGGAGUUGACUUAAAGUACUAUCUGAUCGAUCAACCUGGAAAUUGUCCUGCAAAGAAUCCUAUAACUACGAUGGGCGUGAUUCGCUGGGCAGCCCAAGUCGUCGAAGCACUGCUGUCCAUCUAUAGCAUGUUUGACGGAUGUGUUCACGGUGACCUUCGGUUGAAAAACGUUUUGGUAGGGAAAUAUUUCAUUGUUAUAAAACAUUUUGUUUUUAAUUGGUUUUACACUCAAGGAAAAAAAAUAGACUUAGAAACUAUCAGAGCACGGACAAAAAUAUAGCUCUCAAAAGACAUCCAAGGUCUAUAACUCGCAUUAAAAUAAAAGGUUGGAUUAUUUCUCUCUUCCGUGUGCGCAGAGCUUUUCUCGUUCAAGGACUUUCACGUCGCUUUCCAAACUUAGGCUUAAGUACACUUUGAUCUCGACUUAGCCAAGCCAAAUAGCUUGCAAUUAGACCCUUACAAUUUUGAAAAGCUAAAUUGAUCAUAACCGCGAAGUGAUCAACUUCACGUGUACCUUCGCGAGUACCAUCUAUUUCAUAACUUACACUUAUUGCAAAAAGUUAUACAUUAGUGAAACAGGAAGACGACUGGGUGGCCGAUUCCGAGCACACGACGUAGAAGGAAAUGACAAGGACAUAUCCAAACCAGUCGCUAAACACUUGAUCUCCUUAAUCGUCCCAUGUAGCAUAUGGAUGGCAGUUUUCGGGCUUUCUCUACAUCUAAGCAGUUCAGGAAGCCGCAAGGCUCUGGAACAAAACUUUCUCUCUCAAACCGGCACCCUUAAUAGCCACGGUAUCAACGAGCGCUUUUUCAUUCAACCAAUGAAGUUAGCUUUUACGUUAUCAACUGAGUUGCCAGUACCAAACUUCCCUGUUAUACUCUCCCUUUAAUCAUUUAUGGUAUAGUUAUGAAGCAGCGUGUAAAAUAUAUUUCAUAACAUCAAAAAGCAGAUGAAGGUAUAACUGCUUUGUCUAUAAGAAAGUGUGUUUGAACCAAACUCGUGACCCUUGCCUUGUCAGAAAGUGGAAACAUGCUUAGUUUUAUUUUAUUUCUUUUGAUGAGAUCCAAUUAUUCUAUAAAAAUGCUAGUCAACCAAGACAAAACCAUUUUUUAUCGAGUUUCUUUCAAUCAUCAAUUUGAAUUAUUCUUUUGGUAUUAUUUUACAUAGCUUGACGGUCCAAAUCUCCGUGAUAUUAAGUUGAGCAACAUCUGCCUCAGGAGGCGGCUGACCAUCGAGCAUGGAUCAAAGUGUGAUGCAUUUCUUCAUCUUCCGCCAGAAGCUGUGCGAAAUAGAAACUACAAUUCCUCUUCAGAGAUUUACUCCCUCGGGAUCUUGUUCUGGGAAAUGUGGUACGGCAAAGAAGCCUUUGACGAUCACAAAGGUCAAAAGAUGGAAGAAUUUUUAUCAAGCGUAGAAGGAGGCCAUCGUCCCGACCUAACAGGUAUCACAACUCAGACAUCAGUUAUGUGGAUUGGCCUCAUUUCUGGCUGCUGGGAGAAGACAGCCUCAGAACGAAGUAGCCUCGCAAAUUGUAAGUCAACUAUCGAGGAAAUUUUAGCAAGUCAAAAAUAGAGUCUAUUCUGGAAAAUAGUUACAUGAUACUUCAACUAGGUGUAAAAUGGAAAAACAAACUUAAAGUUCAAGAGGGCAUUGAAAGCAACUUGGAGCACAAAGCUGGAUUAGCCUCAAACUUUGAAGUUAACUACACUUUGAAAGUUUCAGUCAUAUCCUUUGUAUCAAAUCACAGACAUUAUCUUCUAAACUAAAAGAGUCUCUAAAUUUUUGUUUUAAACCAGUUUUAAUUAAUUCUGUGAUGGGGACUUUUUUAACAUCAUGUUGGGCAAGUUUUUUUUUAAAUUUUUUAUUACUAUUCCUUAAAAUCGGAUUUUUUUGUGUGUGUGCUUUAGAUAGCUUUGAUCAGCUAGUCUUUCUUCGGCAAAUACGAAUUUCAAUAAAACUUCAGGAGCUUUCGAUCUUAUACUUUGGAUGCUAAGUAACUGUAUGUUUUAUAACUUUUUCAUAUUGUCACCUUGUGGUGAAAGGGUGGUACAUGCCUUUAUUUUCUUUAUUUCGCUAAAGGGCGAUUUUCUGUUUCAAUGACGCUCGCCAAUAUGCGAAGGAACUUCAUUAGGACAUCAUAUUUCAUUUCAUUUCUCUACGAGGUAGUUUAUCUUUCCCACUACAUUUCGGCGAGGCAUUUUUUCAUCCUUAUUAUCUACUCUCAGUAAUUAGUUUAGUUCAAUAAAAAUUUCCAAUCUGCAAGUUUGAAAAUUUAGUUCGGAAUCUUUUAUAAUGAUCAUGUAGUGAAAAUAAGGGACACCAACUGCAUUUUGUAUCUUUGCUUAUCACACUUUGUAGUUCUCGCUUUGGGAAAAGAUGAUGUAAAAUUCACUCUUGAGCUAUGAUGUGUUGACCACAUAAUAUUUCUUAUGUAGUACGGAACAGUUCUAAGAAAUUCUGAAGGCUUCUGGUGUCCAGAGAAGCUAGGUUAACUUUAUUUAGUAAAAUAGUGGUCGAAAAGAAGCAACGCUGUAGAAAAAAGCAAAAAUUGGGAAGGAGAUGAAAGAAAAAAAUUGACUCACUUGUAAUUGUAAAGAUUCCAGAGGUUGCGGCUUACUCAAAUCCUCAACAACUACAGGGAUAGCGCAGUACGAGGUGAAAAUACUUCAAACUCCACUUGGUAGAUUUAAACUGAUUUAGUGACAGAUCAAAAUUCAAAGGUCUAGAUCACUCGGUAGCGUUUGACAUGAAGGGUCACGAAGAGAGCGAAGAUCGAAGAUCGUUGGGCUUAGUAGCAGUAGCAGUACAAAAAUAGUAGUAGGUUCGAACUGAAAUACGAUAAUUAAAAAUAGAUUCUAACUUAGAUAAGGCUGAAGAGAAAGGAUAGACUAUCAAGAGACAUAGAACAACAAUAAAAUAGCGAGCUCCUCGCGUGAAAUGAGUAGACGUGAUAAUUUUCGUGUCAUAUAAAUUAUUAUCAAACGAAGGUACAAACAACAGUAUCGUACUAAACAAAAAACGUAGCUAAUUGAGCUUAAAAGGAUAACAAUUUGAAAGAAAUAAGGAAAAUUUGUAAAUAAGAUCGUUUCGCUAUAAUAUUGUAAUAAUAACACUUAACUGACUAAACGAGACGUUCUAUGAACGAAAAAAAGGUUGAUGAUUCUGUGACUUAUUUAACAACAGAUUUACGUACUUUGGUUGACGACUCGCACUAAAAAAAAACAAACAAGAUAAUUGAGAUAGGGGUAGCUUGGAUCCUUCUGAUUGUAGCAAAGGUAGCAGUGUGGCUUCACCUAACUUCCUUUUUUUUUACUUACGGUAUGCGUCGCACUUUUAUGGGCUAUGAUAUGUGAAGAAAGCUAAGGCGCUGCUAAAAGUAGCGCCUACAAUAAGAACUAUUUCCUGGGCAGCAAAGAUUCCAAAGUUAUGAUACAAUUCCAGGAUAUCUCGAUUUCUGCUGAAACUUUCAUUUAAGAUCACUUAGUCCACUACAUAAUAACUUAAUAUAAAUCGAACGAAAGUUUGUAAGAAAUUAGUGUCAAGGGUGUUUAAAAACUAUCAUCACUGAAUGGUCCAAACUUUACUUUGUUCACGUUUCUGAGGCUUAACUUUUUCAGCGAUGAACUUUAAAAUGAAACCUAUUUUUGUAGAUUGUCAAAAAGGACACGAGUGGUUUAUUUAUUUAUU